Molecule: messenger RNA, 279 nt
Organism: Protopolystoma xenopodis
Lineage: Eukaryota; Metazoa; Platyhelminthes; Monogenea; Polystomatidea; Polystomatidae
Source: the annotation of a GenBank genome assembly
AUGGCCCUCCUGGAUGGCCGUUGGCAAUGGGCCCUUCGCUUGACACCUGCGCUCGGGCUUACUUGCAUCAUUCUCUUUUCUCGAUUUCACCGUGAUCCACCUAGGGGUCGGGCUGAGGGCGGAGAGAACCUGCGGACCGCAUCUUGGCUCGAGGAUAUACGCUACCUGGCUUUUUCUUCACCCACUUUCUUGUUCGUAUCAGCCGCCUUCACCUGCGUCAGCUCCGUUUUAGGUGCUGUUUCCUGAGUUGAGUACAUGUUCGACCCCGCCUUGAUCUAA